AUGUCGGAUACAGCUCUACACGAACCUGCGCUACCUCACCUCUCCGAUGCGCCUCCAUCCAGCGCUGGUCGCUCGUCUCCCGGCCACACCGGAGGCGAGCAGCCCCACGAGGCCAUCUCCGACGAGCUGAAAGCCCGCCUGGACAAAGUCAUCUACUCCGAUAUCGGUAUCACCACUCUCCUAACUCGGCUCAAGCAAAGCGUAGCCUCCGCCAAAGACUUUUCAACAUUUUUGAAGAAGCGCGGAUCCCUCGAGGAGGAGCAUGCUCAGGGGCUGAGGAAGCUCUCUCGAGUGAUCAAUGAUGCGGCGAGCCGUACCGAGAACCGACAGGGAACGUACAGCUCCAGCUACAAAGAUAUCCACCGAUUGCAAGAGCGGAUGGUCGACCAUGGCCUUCAGUUUGCUGUCUCUCUUCACCAAAUGGCUGAUGACCUGCACGAACAAGCAGGUAACAUUGAGCGCGGCCGCAAGCAAUGGAAGCAGACCGGUUUAGCUGCAGAGAAGCGAGUUGUCGAUGCGGAAUCUUUGGCUGAGAAGGCAAAAGCUAAAUACGAGUCUUUGGCCGAGCAGUACGACCGUGUUCGCACAGGCGAUAAGCAGGGCGGAAAGUUUGGUCUGAAGGGCCACAAGUCUGCUGCUCAGCAUGAGGAGGAGUUGUCGCGCAAAGUUCAGAAUGCUGAUAGUGACUAUGCGGCCAAGGUUCAAGCUGCUCAGGCCGCACGCCAGGAGCUUGUUUCUAAGCACCGGCCUGAGGCCGUUGAGAACCUCCAGAAGUUGAUUAGAGAGUGUGACUCUGGCUUGACUCUGCAGCAGCAAAAGUUCGCUUCUUUCAGUGAGAAAUUGCUUCUCGGUCAGGGUCUCUGUGUUAGCCCUCUUAAGAGUGACACUGGGUCAUUUGGCCCCAAGAGUCUUUCUGAGGUUGUGCGCCAGGUUGACAACCAGAAGGAUCUCCAUGAGUUCAUCCUGAGCCACGAGGGCAAUCCUGGGGCUGUGGCUUCAGAACAGGUCAAAUACGAGCGCCAUCCCACCCUUGGUGGAGGUGGUGUUGCUGCCCCAACCCCUGCUCCUGCGGCACCUUCGCAACCAAACUCCCAGAACAAGCGCAUGUCGAUGUUGCCGCAGGCGUUCUCCUCCCAGGCCAAUGUCUCCUCGCCCGCACCUCAGCAACCACAGAGCGCUGAUAGAUUACCUCAACAACUUCCUUACCCAUCCCAGCCAGAUACAUUCACCCCACCCCCAGCAGGAACACAACCUCCUUACCCGAUCUCGGGACCGCCUGAGCCUGCCCCCAAGGUCCAAGCGCCAAUGGCAGGACCUCCCCCAAUGGACAAGAGCUUCCAGUCGAAUCUCCCUCCUUUGAAGCCGGUGUUUGGUGUCUCACUGAAUGACCUGUACGCCCGUGAUGGAACUGCAGUUCCGUUCCUUGUGUACCAGUGCUUCCAGGCUGUUGAGCUGUUUGGUCUGGACAUGGAGGGCAUCUAUCGACUUUCGGGAAGUGCUAACCACAUUAGCCAUAUGAAGGCUGUAUUUGAUAAUGAUUCUUCGCAAGUCGACUUUACCAACCCGGAGACUUUCUACCACGAUGUCAACAGCGUUGCAGGACUCGCGAAGCAAUUCUUCCGAGACCUUCCUGACCCUCUGUUUACUUCCCAGUAUUACUCUCAAUUUGUUGACGCAGCUCGUAUCGACGACGAUAUCCAACGUCGGGAUUCGAUGCACGCUCUCAUUAACAGCUUGCCCGAUGCUCACUAUGCCACUCUGAGGGCCAUCAUACUGCAUCUGAACAAAAUCCAAGAACACUACACCCAGAACCGCAUGAACGCAGGCAACCUAGCGAUUUGCUUCGGACCAACCCUCAUGGGCGCCAACUCCGGCGGCAACAUCGCCGACGCAGGGUGGCAAGUCCGAGUCAUCGAAACGAUCCUCAACAACACAUUCCAGAUCUUCGACGAUGAUUAG
Molecule: messenger RNA, 1959 nt
Organism: Penicillium nucicola
Lineage: Eukaryota; Fungi; Ascomycota; Eurotiomycetes; Eurotiales; Aspergillaceae
Gene: rgd1
Product: putative Rho GTPase activator (Rgd1)
Exons: 9
Coding region: 1-1959 (652 amino acids)
Biological process (GO): regulation of GTPase activity; signal transduction
Cellular component (GO): cytoplasm
Source: RefSeq, a predicted model, not a curated record